UCGGGUAACGACGCGUAGGCCGCCGCCGUAACCGUCGCUUUUACGGUCGGUGUGUGUGUGUGGUGCGUGCUCCCGGCUCCCGCAACUACUUUUCGUCUGCUCCGUCGCCAUUGUUUUUGUCUACACAUGCGUUUUUGUUGCUCUUGCACGUGUUUUUUGAUAUAUAUCGCUCACUGGUGCUCUUACCGUUUUUUAUAAACGCGUUAAUAUUUUUAUACUCUUCGGCUCCAAUUUGGAACGUGCAGCUCGGCAGUUCGUCUUCAGUGCGCUCAUUUUGGUCAUCGACUCAAGCCGUCGUUGAUUGUUGCAGCUCCGCGUCCAGACUAACGGUGUUCCCCGUCUCCCAAAGAUUUUCACAAACAGAUUAUAAUAUAUAACCAUAUUUAAUUUGUGAAACAAUAGUGUUAUAUUUUAUUCCUUGCUCACAAGAGUUCUGAGGACCGAGCGUCCGACGACAUCACUAAUAAGGAUUCGUCAGCGUACAUUUGGUAGCAGAGCGUGGUUGGUUGUUCCAUCAACAGUGGUACUCAGGAUUUAAGUGAGUAAUGCAUUUUGUUCAUAGCUGUGACAUAUGAGUAUAGCGUGUUUGCAUUUAUUUAUCCCUAUCCUCUUAUUCCUAUCUAUUAUUUUUUUGCAGUUAAAUAAUUUUUAAGUUAUAUUAUAAGUGUUAUUUAUCAAAGAAAAUUAAGAACUCAACGCAUCGACUGCUCAGUCAUUGUUAUAUUAUUAAUAUAUUAAUUUAGAUUUUUUUUAUAUUAGUGUUGGGUUACUUACAUUUACCUUGAAUUUUAUAAUCUAUUAUACAGUAUUACAUUUUAUGGUACUCCCUGGGUUAAAUUAGUUUACUGGGUAUUAAAUUGUGUAAUAGAUUUUGGGUUUUGUUAACUAGCUGCUGGUCUGGUUAACGCCUAUCUUGUGUGUGACAUUUUAUCUAAGCUAUUACCUUUUAUAUUACUAUUUUACCAUUGUAGUUGGGUGAACAGUAACAUAUUCAGUGCUCACUGUAUAAGCUUUAUAUUAUAAAAACUGUUUAGCAAUAAUCUAAGUGUGCGUCGGGGAUGAUAUCAGUGUUCAGGUACUGUAUUAUCACUUUAUAUAUUAUAUUAGUUUAAGGGUUGUUAUUUUAUAUUUACUUUAGGUUGGUCAACUGAAGAUUAUAAUUGAUAUACUUGAUUAUUUUAACUUGUUUAUAGUUAUUGUAAUUAACUUAACAUUUAUAUUUUGGUAUUGUGUUGUCCGGUUACACCUGGGUAUGGUAUAAAAUUAUAUUAGUGGGAGCUCCCCUAUUAUUUUAUUAUUAUUAUAUUUUAUUAUAAAAUAUAUUGUGCGUGAGCAGCUGUUCAGCUGACCUCUUGUCUAUUUAGAUCUUUUUCUUAGUCUUAUUUGUUGGUCUGACUACAGUUUAUUGAACGCAUUAGCUUGUCUUGGUAUCGUUUAGUUAUUAUAACUUUUCAGUUGCCAUCUUAUUAUUUCUUCAUUUAUUGGACUUGCUCUGGUUCUUUUCUUCAAGUGAUAUUGACUAUUAACAAGCAAUUUAUUCCUGCUCUGGUUUAUCAGUGUAAUUAGUUUUGAGUAUUUAUCAGUAUAUUCGAUACAAUGGCUGUCAAUGAACGUGAUGCUCGUGCAAGGGAACGAGUGACCCUUCGCAGAGAUCAAGUUAUCGCUCGGAUAAAACAGAUACAUACGUUAGCCACUAAUUCAGCUACUGAUCAAGCUAGUCGUGCUCAAUUAGCAAUCGCUAUUGCUGACAUUGAUAAUUUGUGGUCUAAUUUUGUCGUUGAGAAUAAUAAUCUGUUGGAACUACUAUCUGAGUUGAACCUGUUGGGGGAGUUUUCGUUGGAGGUAGAGACUACCAUCCGUGCUUUGGUGGUUGAAGCUAAGGCUAUGAGUGCCGUUGCCCAACCUGCUCCGGUUGUAAGCGUUGGCACUAUCCAACAAGUCACCUAUGAUGUCCAGGGUGAUAGUGCUAGUUGCUCCACUAGCACUUCCAAGGACUGUCCGGUAUCUUUUGAGAGAGCUAUAGCUCCUGCUAGGCUUCCGGAGAUACCUCUACCAUAUUUCGAUGGUGAGUGUCAGAACUGGCCAGCUUUUCGGGACAGGUUUCAGGCCUUAGUCGACCAACGUUCGAAUAUUCCUAACAUAGAUAAGUUUUAUUAUCUACUCGGAUGCCUCCAUGCUGAUCCGCAAGAGGUAGUGAAAGGUUAUACAGUUUCGAAUGAAACUUAUUCUCUAGCCUGGAAUGCUUUAGUGGAACGGUAUGACAAACCGCGUAAACUUGCUUCGACGAUCAUUGACAAGUUACUAUCCGCUCCAGUCGCGAGUUCUGAAACUUUCGUGUCGUUACAAACGUUCUUAUCGAAUUUCGAUGAAAAUAUUGCCUUGUUGGAAUCGCUACAUAUUCCAAACUUAUCGUCGUUCUUAUUGUUUUCCUUGGCUGCCAGGUGUUUACCUGUAUCAUCGAGACGUUUGUUUGAAGCUGAAAAUGAUGAGGAAUAUCCGUCUAUUCAUAGUGUGUUAAAAUUCGUCAAGACAAGGAUUCAAGUUAUUGAAAACGCUGGUAUCCAGCCGUCUGGAAGCUCGUCCAGGCCCACCAUCACAAAGAAAACUAGUCUUCGUCGUGAUCCCAAAUCUGCUUUGGUGUCUGCGUCCGACUCUACUCCGUCCAAACCUUCGUCGAAGACUGCUCCGUCGAAAUGUGUAGCUUGUUCCGGUGUUCACCGAUUAGCUGAUUGUUCUAAGUUUAAGUCCUGUUCGAUUGACGAACGUUAUGACCUCGUGUGUACCCAUCGACUUUGCAUGGUUUGUUUCGGUGAAGGACAUAUGUCGUUUAAGUGUCCCGCUUCGUGCUCCAUCUGUAGACGUCGUCAUCACGCAUUAUUACAUCGGGAGUCAAAACCCACGGCUUCGAAUCCGCCUGCUGCCAUGCUAGGUCGACAGCAAUCCCCUACGGUGCUACUAGGAACAGCUCUGGUUCAUGUACGAGACACAGUGGGAGGUUGUCAGAUGAUACGUGCCCUGAUCGACUCCGCCUCGCAAAUAAGCGCAAUAACUACGGCCUGUUGUAAUCGUUUGGGAUUAAAGCCUUCACGUUGGACGGUACCUGUCACCGGUUUGUCGGGCCAAAGGAUUCCAGAGGUGCAAGGCAUUGUGCAGCUGUCGAUCCAACCUCGAAGCAGUCCCACUCCAUCCAUCAAAGUCAACCCAUUGGUGUUGCCCGCAAUUACUUCUGACAUGCCAGCCCGACAAUUACCAGCCAAGGUAAAGGCAAGGUGCAGCCAUUUGGCACUUGCAGAUCCAAGCUUCGACAAACCUGCUCCGGUUGAUAUGCUCCUUGGAGCUGAUGUCUUCCCUCAAAUCUGGAAUGACAAGAAUAGUUCAUUGGGUCCAGGGUUUCCUUCCGUAUACAGCUCCGUCUUCGGUUGGGUGCUGAUCGGCCCGGUUCAAGAACAUCCAGAUAUUGGAGCACAAUCCAUGCUGGUGUCAUUGGUGUCGUCUAUAGAAUCUAUCAUGGAGAAGUUUUGGAAGAUUGAGGAACCUGAGGCUGCUCCGCCUCAGUUUACUGAAGAUGGCAUGUGCGAAGAGCUGUUUCAGACGGAGAUGAGACGAGAUUCUCAAGGUCGUUUUUCUGUUCCUCUCCCUUUCCGCUCGGGUCGAUCAUCUGAAUCUUUUCCUGGUUCACGUCAAGUGGCUCUGAAUCGUCUUCUGCAGUUGGAGCGGAAGUUGUCUGCCGAUCAAUCUUUGUAUGAUGCCUAUCGCAAAUUCAUGCAGGAGUAUGAAGAAUUGGGCCACAUGUCGAUCGUUGAAGGAGAUGGUCGGUAUUACAUCCCUCACCAUGCUGUUCAGAAGGUUGAUGGAGAGGUGGCGAAGUUAAGGGUGGUUUUCGACGCUUCUGCGAAGUGCCAUUCCGGAGUGUCACUCAAUCAAUGCUUGUUGGUUGGUCCGAAACUCCAGCAAGAUAUUGUCGAUGUUCUGAUUGGUUUUCGAGUGCAUAAGGUAGCGUUCACAACUGACAUAUGUAAGAUGUAUCGUCAGAUUGGCGUUUUACCACAGUACCGAGGAUGUCAAUUUAUCUUGUGGAGGGAUUCCCCUCAAGUCAGUGUCAAGGAGUAUGUACUCAACACGGUCACGUACGGGGUAAAUAGUGCUCCCUAUUUAGCCCUACGUGUCCUCCGGUACAUUGCUGACACGGAAUGUGAGGACUUCCCGGAUGUCAAGAACGCUCUUUACAACCAAACCUAUAUGGAUGACAUUUGUGUUGGCGCGGGUUCUUUAGAGGCGGCCAAAAGUCUCCAGUCCAAUUUAAUAGAUAUCCUUUCCAGAUCCGGCCUACAGCUUAAAAAGUGGGCGAGUAACGCUCCAGAGCUGCCGAGUCAGUUACAUCCGGAAGAUUGUUCCGGAGAUCCGUUAGCGUUUGAGCAGGAUCAUGCGACACAUGUUUUGGGUAUGCGGUGGAACCAUGGGGAGGAUUAUUUCUCCUUUAGCGUGAAUAAUUUCAAGAUGAUACCUACCAAACGUGGUGUGCUAUCUAUGAUCGCCAGGAUCUUUGAUCCAUUAGGCUUGUUAGCACCAACCAUUUUUUACGCGAAGACCAUAAUGCAACGGGUGUGGCUCGCACAGAUCGGGUGGGAUGAUGAACUGCCAUCGGACAUAGAAGAGGAUUGGCAGGAGUUUUAUCAUUCGUUGGAUUGGCUCGUAGGUAUCAAGAUUCCGCGUUAUAUCGGUUGCUCCACUGGUUGCGCUUAUGUGUUGUGCGGUUUCUCUGAUGCUUCUGAGAAAGGGUAUGCCGCAGUCGCUUAUCUACGAGUGGUGGAUUCAUCAGGAGAUAUACGCUCAUAUCUCCUUGGGUCUAAAACAAAAUUAGCCCCGAUGAAGUCUACUUCAAUUCCAAGACUCGAAUUGAGUGGCGCAGUGCUGCUCGCAUUGUGGCUAGGUAGACUAAGACGCAUUCUGGAGAAUCAGAUUGGUAUUUCAGGAGUGUUUGCAUGGACAGACUCAACCAUUGUGCUCUCAUGGUUGAGCAAUCCUCAUACCUCUUUUAAAACCUUUGUGUCCAACCGAGUAUUCCAGAUCCAAUCUUCAAUUCCUAAUUGCCAAUGGUUACAUGUCCGGUCAGAGAACAACCCUGCUGAUUGCGCCUCACGUGGACUGCUUCCAACAGCUCUCGAAAGGUCCACUUUGUAUUGGAAUGGUCCAAGUUUUUUGUCGUCCCCUGUCGACAGCUGGCCGAAGGGUAUCGUCAAAUUAACUCUGGAUCAGUUACCUGAAGUGCAGCCGGCGUGUUUGUUGUCGCAAAGCCAGGCUCCAGCCGAGUGGUAUGCGCGUUUCUCCUCCUUCGACCAUAUGAUUCGAGUAGUUGCUCGACUACGCCGUUUCAUGUUGAGAUGCUUGAAGAAGGAUUACGAUACUGGUUUUUUAAAACAAUCAGAGCUGAAUUCUGCUCUGUUUACGGUCGUAAAAAGUGCACAAGGGUAUUUCCUGCGUGAAUUACUCAACAAUUUGAACAAAGGUGAAGAAGUUCAUCAGAAGGGGUUAGCUCGCCUCGCUCCGUUUUUGGAUUCUCUGGGGGUAAUUCGUGUAGGGGGUCGUCUUCAAAAUUCCAGUUGGUCGGAACGUCGGAGACAUCUUAUGUUGAUACCCAAGGAAGCUCACCUUGCAGUGCUUAUUACUCGUCAUUGGCAUCGCUAUGCUUGUCAUGCGAGUCCACGGUUGCUUACCGCAUUAGUUCAGAGACGGUUUUGGAUAAUUGGUAUCCGGCUUGUUGUCCACCGGGUAAUCCGGAAGUGCGUGAUCUGUGCCAAGGUCGCUAUGGUCCAUCCUCAGCCCAUGAUGGCAGUUCUGCCCGGUUUUCGCGUCCAGGAAGCUCAUCCAUUCGCCAUAGUCGGUAUUGAUUACGCGGGACCGUUGCAGAUGAAAGAAUUGAGCUUACGCAAGGCUCGAAUAUGUAAAGUCUACAUAGCUGUUUUUGUCUGUAUGACUACAAAGGCCGUUCAUUUAGAAACUGUUACUGCUUUGUCUUCUGAUGCGUUCCUGUUAACCUUGGAUAGAUUCGUUGCUCGGCGUGGUCUACCUUCGUCUAUCUACUCAGAUUGCGGGACCAAUUUCGUUGGGGCAGCCAAACAGCUUCGACAGUUGAUCAACCACCCGGAUCAGAGGGAUAAAAUUUCAGGACAUUUACCCUGUGCUUGGCAUUUCAACCCCCCUGGUGCUCCCCAUUUUGGUGGGAUUUGGGAAGCUGCCGUGAAGUCGGCCAAGUCUUUACUUCUUCGCACCAUGAAUGCUCAGAUUUGGACGUUGGAAGAGGUCACCACUGUGCUGUGCAGGGUAGAAGCUGCUUUAAAUUCACGCCCGCUCGUUCCCGCGUCGUCUGAUCCUAAUGAUCUUGAGUGUCUGACCCCCGGACACUUCCUAAUCGGUAGACCGUUGCUGUCUAUUCCCGACCCGGAGUCCCCUGAUACUCAAUUGUGCCUGCGUACUCGCUGGAAGCUCCUCCAGCAGUCGUUUCGGUUUUUCUGGCGACGCUGGUCGCAGGAGUACCUGAAUACUCUUCAAACACGUGGGAAGUGGACUAAGACAAGUAACAAUGUCGAGGUUGGUAAUAUGGUAGUAGUGAAAACUGUUGAUUCUCCUCCCCUCUCUUGGCCAUUGGGUAGGGUUAUAGAGGUGUAUCCGGGCACCGACCAGAUAGUGCGGGUAGCUAAGGUGAUCACUAGCAAGGGGGUGUUCACUAGACCAGUAGUUAAGUUAGUACCAUUGCCCACUGAUCCGUAGACAACGAUUAACUCCUAACCAAUGUAUCUGUUUACAUUCUAUGUUUGUGUGUCACUGCUAUGCUCUUGUGUAAAUUUUUUUGUGUUACACCAGCCAUUUCGCCUGCUACCACAUGUUCCGCCGGAUGCUCAUCCUCGGAAACCUGUGUGGAAGGUGCUAGUUUUUUAUUGUUUAUUAUUAAGCUCACAAUGUCCAUUAAAAAAAAAAAAAUAUUGUAACAUAAAGUUGAUUAUCAUGUAUCUGUAAUAUUAAUUUUUUUGUUUCUUGUGUGAUAUUUAAUUCCGCUCAGGUUCGAGCACAUGAUAUUAUAAUUUCUUUUAAUUUUAUAUAUAUAUUAUAAAUUGUGAGGGUUAACUGCCCAUGUUGCCCCAAUGUUAAAACACCGUUAGUACUGACACUGCUCCGUUCAACACCUACCGCUCCGUUCAACCCCUACAGCUCCGUUCAACAUCAACUGCUCAACCGCUCAAUUCCACUGCGCUAUUCCGUCACGCUCAAGCUGCUCUGCUCAAGAUGCUCUGCUCAAGCUGCUCUGCUCAAGUUGCUCUGCUCAAGCUGUUUCGUUCAUCAACUCAAGUUGCUCUGCUCAAGCUGUUUCGUUCAUCAACUCAAAUUGCUCUGCCCAAGCUGCUCCGCUCAAGUGCUACGUCCAAGUAGUCACUUGCUCCAUCGCCUGCAUCCUGACUGUUCGAACCUCAUUUGCAAGACAGCUGUAUCUUGCAAGGGGGAGUAUGUUCGAUCUUUUCAUAUUUUCGAAUUUGCCGCUGCUCGGCGGCAAGUGGUGACCACGCUCGGUCAUUUAUUAUAUUGGUCAGCCUGAUGCUCUCGUCACCCGGGCUCGGGUAACGACGCGUAGGCCGCCGCCGUAACCGUCGCUUUUACGGUCGGUGUGUGUGUGUGUGCGUGCUCCCGGCUCCCGCAACUACUUUUCGUCUGCUCCGUCGCCAUUGUUUUUGUCUACACAUGCGUUUUUGUUGCUCUUCUCUUGUUUUUUGAUAUAUAUCGCUCACUGGUGCUCUUACCGUUUUUUAUAAACGCGUUAAUAUUUUUAUACUCUUCGGCUCCAAUUUGGAACGUGCAGCUCGGCAGUUCGUCUUCAGUGCGCUCAUUUUGGUCAUCGACUCAAGCCGUCGUUGAUUGUUGCAGCUCCGCGUCCAGACUAACGGUGUUCCCCGUCUCCCAAAGAUUUUCACAAACAGAUUAUAAUAUAUAACCAUAUUUAAUUUGUGAAACAA
Messenger RNA from Aphis gossypii (cotton aphid), 8003 nucleotides. RefSeq lists its product as uncharacterized. The coding region runs from base 1597 to 6768 and encodes 1723 amino acids. The transcript has a single exon. Gene Ontology annotation, biological process: DNA integration. Gene Ontology annotation, molecular function: nucleic acid binding. The record is from RefSeq and is a predicted model, not a curated record. NCBI's taxonomy places the organism in Eukaryota, Metazoa, Arthropoda, Insecta, Hemiptera, Aphididae.